GCUCUAACCAGCCAUCAUUAGCUAAUGUAAUAGCAGGAGAAGGUAAAAAUGAUGAGCAUGUCUUCCUUCAGAGGCUAUGGCAAGGUUGAGGCCGCAGCCAAGCAGGCAAGGCUUGAAGCUAGCUGGAAGACCCGAAAGAGAGUCACUGUCAUAAGCAUAUCAACCAUCAUUCUGGUUUGUGUUAUAGUUGCUGCUGUGCUUGGGACUUCUCAGAGUUCCGGUGGAAAUUCCAAAAGGGUUGGUGCUAAUUCUCAGUUUCACUCUACUGUAAAAGCCGUUUGUGACAUUACUUUGUACCCGAGUACUUGCUUUGAUAGCCUUGCUCCUCUAGCUAAGUCAAAAGACAUGCAACUUGAGGAAGUCUUCAAGUUGGCAACCCAAGUGGCCAAGACUGAAUUGCAAAGGGCCUCUCAAUUCUUCUCGGAGCACAGCAGUUUCAAAGGUAUAAUUGCAGACAUCAUGACUGAGGUGGCUUUGGAAGAUUGUCACCAACUUUUGAGCCUGGCAUUGGAUCAUUUGAAUAGCACCUUGUCCUCGUCCUCGGGUACUACUUCUUUCUCAUUGCUUGAAGCAGCCGAUGAUCUCAAAACCUGGCUUUGUUCUGCCGGCACUUACCUAGAGACGUGCAAAGACGGGUUUGAGAAUGCAAAUCCAACAUUAAAGACCAACAUUGUGAAUUGGCUGAAGAAUUCUACUGAACUAACAAGCAACAGCCUUGCCAUCAUAUCGUGGAUUUCAAAAGUACAGAGCUCUUUGAAGCUUAGGCGGCUAAUGAGUUUCUCAGAACACCAUCAAGUUCCAGAGUGGCUGAGUCCUAGAGAUAGGCAGCUACUUCAAAGUUCGGAUCAUUUGAAGAAGAAGGCCCAAAUCGUUGUAGUCAAAGAUGGCUCUGGCCAGUACAGAAAUAUAACUGCUGCUCUGAAAGAUGUUCCUGAUAAAAGUGGCAAGAGGUUCGUGAUCUAUGUGAAGGAAGGGAUAUAUUAUGAGAAUGUAAGGGUCGAUAAGACUAAGUGGAAUUUUGUGAUGAUUGGUGAUGGAAUGAAUGCGACAAUUGUAUCUGGUCGCCUCAAUUUUGUGGAUGGGACACCAACAUAUUCUAAAGCAACAUUUGCUGUAUUUGGCAAGGGAUUCAUUGCUAGAGACAUGGGGUUCCAAAACACUGCAGGUGCAAUCAAGCACCAGGCAGUGGCCUUGAUGUCAAACUCAGAUCAAUCCGUCUUCUACAGGUGUUUCAUCGAUGCAUUUCAAGACACGCUCUACGCCCAUGCCAACCGGCAGUUCUACCGUGAAUGCAACAUCACCGGGACAGUUGAUUUCAUCUUUGGGAACUCAGCAGUGGUGUUGCAGAACUGCAACAUACUGCCUAGAGUGCCCUUACCUGGCCAAAAGAACACCAUCACAGCACAAGGCAAGUUUGACCCAAAUCAGAACUCUGGAAUCUCAAUCCAAAAUUGCACCAUUUCGCCAUAUGGGGACUUGAGUUCAGUCCAAACAUACCUUGGACGGCCUUGGAAGAACCACUCAACAACAUUGUAUGUAGGUAACCUUAUGGGGAGCUUUAUCGACCCCAGUGGAUGGUUGCCAUGGACAGGCACAUCAGCUCCAGACACCAUAUUUUAUAGUGAGUUUCAAAAUUAUGGCCCUGGAUCUUUGACUAAAGAUAGAGUUAAAUGGCAGGGGGUGAAGAACAUUACACGCAAACAAGCCAGCAAAUUUACAGUAAGUUCAUUCAUCCAAGGGAACCGAUGGAUAUCAGCUGCAGGUGUUCCCUACAAAUCCGGCCUCUGACCAUGGAGCAUUUCAUUCAAGUAUAGCAUCAAUGGCGAUGAAUUUGUUUUCUAUUGCAAUUGUAAUUUGUGUUAAUGAUAUUUAUUGAUAUGGAUUGAAUGAAUUGCACGCAAUUCAUAUAGAGUUUACAUGGGAUUUAAUGCUAUAUUACUUCCCAAACCCAAACAGAGAUCCAAGCCCCUUUUGGCAGCCCAUCAAAGUAAAGAACACAUUAACAGAAUUGUAACUACCAACCAAUGCAUAUCUGAUUAUCUUGCAUGAAAUCUUGACAACUCAACAGGCCGUCCUUUGUUGCAUUGGAAGUCUUUUUCCUAGGACCAAUGUUACCUGCUCCUCCUAAUGCUGGACAAGGAUUAAAAAAUAACAUAUGCCUAUCUGUAAAGACGAAUUCAGUGAAGUUCUCAUACAACGGACACUGGAUUCGAUAUAAUUAACAUUUACUAGCCUAACAUACUAUAGCACAAGUCAGUGUUCCUUCAAAAAGUAAAAAUAAAAAAUAAAUGAGAGAAGAAGGAAAUAAAAAGAUGGUAAAACUCGAUAAAAGUUGGGACUCAGCCCAAAGGAUUGUGUUCUGGUUUGUAGUACCAACACAACCAUUGAUUCCUAAUAUCCUGUUCGAAGGAGACUGGUCGUUUUGGAUACUUCAGCGUUCAGUAACUCGAGCAUGGCUGUAAGUAAAAUGCUAUGGAAAUUGAUAUUCUUUACCAUACAUAGCCGUUUGCAUGUUGCGGACAUGUCAGAAAGGAAAAGAUGCAUUUGGUUGCUCAGUUUUAGGCUACAUCAUGAAUUAAAUAAGGUUGAGUUACGUGUUAUUUCCGACUUGGUUUUGUCAUCAAGAAGCAGACGAUAGAGCCAGACCACACUGAUGAUAUAACCAUUCUGUCAAAAUCGACGCUGGCUUUCAAA
This is a messenger RNA of Juglans microcarpa x Juglans regia, 2694 nucleotides long. Its product is annotated as probable pectinesterase/pectinesterase inhibitor 46. The record is from RefSeq and is a predicted model, not a curated record. Bases 49 to 1788 code for a protein of 579 amino acids. Gene Ontology annotation, biological process: cell wall modification. Lineage: Eukaryota; Viridiplantae; Streptophyta; Magnoliopsida; Fagales; Juglandaceae. The transcript has a single exon. Gene Ontology annotation, molecular function: pectinesterase inhibitor activity; pectinesterase activity.